This is a messenger RNA of Trifolium pratense (red clover), 985 nucleotides long. Its product is annotated as glyoxylase I 4-like. The coding region runs from base 151 to 729 and encodes 192 amino acids. The transcript is spliced from 3 exons. Lineage: Eukaryota; Viridiplantae; Streptophyta; Magnoliopsida; Fabales; Fabaceae. The record is from RefSeq and is a predicted model, not a curated record.
UUUCCAGGAAAAGUCCUACUCACAAGUACAAUAAAAAUUCUAAUAUAUAUAGGAAACAACCUAGCAAAUGAAAUUAACAUUCACUUCAUAGCUAACACCUAACAAAAGUUUAGCUAAGUGAAGUGUUCAAAGAGAGAAGAUUUGAAGAACAUGGAGAUUAAGGAAGUUGGCAACUAUGGAGCACUACCCCUUCUCUCAUUGAAUCAUGUGUCUGUAUUGUGCAGAUCAGUGUUGGAUUCUAUGAGGUUUUAUGAGGAAAUAUUGGGUUUUGUUCUCAUCAAACGCCCUUCCUCUUUCAAAUUCAAUGGAGCUUGGUUGUAUAAUUAUGGUUUUGGAAUACACCUGCUCGAGAAUCCAAACUAUGAUGAAUUUGAUGCCCCUAUGAUUGAAUCACGACCCAUUAAUCCCAAAGACAACCAUAUAUCAUUCCAAUGUACAGAUGUUGGACUUGUGAUAAGCAGGUUGGAAGAUAUGGGGAUGAAGUAUGUUACAGCUUUGGUAGAGGAUGAAGGAAUCAAAGUGGAGCAGGUGUUUUUCCAUGACCCUGAUGGAUACAUGAUAGAACUUUGCAACUGUGAGAAUAUCCCAAUAGUGCCAAUUUCUUCUGCCUCGUGCUCUUUCAAGGCAAGAGGCCAGAGCUUUAAGAAGACUGUUUCUAACAAGUGUGGAUUCAUGGAAAAUGUUAUGAUGAGAAGCUUGAGCAUGGACAUGAUGAACUUUGCGUUUUAACUUGUCCAUGAUGUUGAAACGAUGUGGAGAAAAUAACUUACUUGUUUCGUUUGUAAUAAAAUCAGGAAGUGCUUUUCCUCAAAACAGGGGAAAGGUGCAGAGCAUUGUUGUUAAUCUAUGUAUUUAUGUAUGUAUGUAUUUGAACCUAUCCAAAACUAUGAUGUAUACGGGGUGGUUGAAGAAAAUAUCAGCCUAUCAGAAUUGCAUUUGUAUUGUUUAAUAACAAGGUAGAUCUAACUACCAAAAACUUUAUGAA